AUGGCGUGCGUGAACUCGUGCGAGUCGUGCGAGAUCAUCGCCGUCGGCGCCGUGGUCACGGUGAGAGAGAGGCAAGGCACUGGCAGUGGCGGCGUCGGCGUAGCACUUGGCGGCGCCCUGUGAAAGUCAAAUUGUGUGUGUGCUCGAACGCAAAUUGCACGCCGCGCGCGUGGCCGCGUGAUUUUGGCCGGCGCAGGUCCGCGCUGUCAACCACGAUGGGACGCUUUGCGUCAAGUACACGCUCGGCGGCACAGCACGCGCAGUCGCGAGCGCUGACUGCAGGCCCGGGAACCACGCGGGCGAGCACUAUGAGAAUAAGCUGACCAAGUGGCGCAAGCGCGUCGACGGCUUCUUUGGUUGUGACGAGAAGGAGGAGGACGGGGCCUUCGCGGCGCGGGUUGCUGUGCUCCGGUUGGACGACCUCAUCGACAAGAAGAGCCCCGAGCAGGUAGAGAGCCAGUGCAGAAAUGUUCAUGGUACGUUCAAACUGGAGUGGGACCGACAGGACAUAAUCAAUCGACUCGCUCUCAAUCUCAAAGAGGAGCCACGGCUUGUGACCGGCAUAACUUCAGGUGGAGUACGUACUCGACAAGAUGCUCCACGUGCCGCGGCCACCGGUCCAGGUCGCUUUCCUCCAGGGUGCGAUUCCGCUUCAGGCCGGCGCCUGCUUCGACAAGCUAAUUGACUUGCUUCAGGGGCCCACCGGCGGCGGUGACGGUGGCGGUCUGGCCAUCGCGACCACGUGCCAAGGCCGCGGCUGCGCAAAGAAAAAGGAGGCCGCCGCCUGGCGGACAACGGGAUCGUCGUGGCUUGGUCGGCGCAUCAUCCUAGAGCCCGCGUGCAUCGGCGCCAAAUUCUUGCAUCCUUGCGGGGCGCUUUCGAAGUGCAACCCUCCGUCGAAAAAGGUGCCGAAGAAAAUCAUUUGAUGGUACGCUCAGGCGGACGGCGAAAUUCCGUCCAUGGCAACGGUCGACGGCUACCGGCCGCCCGCUGAGACACGUUUGCGCAUCGAGCAGCAUGGACCCUACGUGCCAGACCGUGCGGACAUCAAAGAUACCUUCAAAUUUCUUUGAUAGGAGUCGCACCAAUCGUCGAGCAUGUUGCCACUGCUCUCUCUCUCUCUCAGUCCCAAAAGAAGAGAAUUGCGAAGACCUCGAGUUAAACUUAUCUGAUCAGUCAAUAUCUGGGCAGGUGCCUCUCUUCCGCGCGCGCUUCGACGAUGCGGCGUUUGACGCGCGCACGGACCUGUACGAGGCAGACGUCGAGCACGCGGCGGCGGAGGCGCUCGCUGUCGAGGGCCUCACGUCAACCGCCGAGGCUGGAAAAAACGCGCUGGCGCCCAAGCGCGCAGCAGCGCGCAUCUGGUCUAUCAAUCUAGGCGAGCUGAUCUUCGCGCCGGCAGAGUUGGGGCGGCUCUGCGAAUGCUUUGCGAACGCACGCUGCGGCGUGACGCAUAUCUUUCUGGAGUGCAACAACCUUAGUUGCGUACCCUAUGACCCAGGAGGACUGGGAAAUGAUUGCGUGCGCGAGCUGGCGCGCGCUGUUGCGGCGCGGAGGAGGGCAGACCGCUUGGAUCUGCGGGGGGCGUGGAAGAAUUUGAUUCGUGAUUUGGUCAGAACAAACCGCGCGAAGCACGACCUGUACCUUUUCUGUGAUGGUGACACAGACUAGAACACUGUGGUGCGGCAGGCUGUCAAGAACUGGUUCAACCCCACUGGCCACUCUGUGAACAAGGUCUGGCUCGCACGGCAGAAGGGUGGCGGCGGCGCUGAUACCGAUGGGGCACUUAUGAAGGCUGUCGCGACGCGGCACCGCCGCACGGAUGAAAAACGGGCAUUACCAGGCGACCGCGUCCGCGUCCUCUGCGAUGACGGUGCUUGGGCGCGCGGCGUCGUGGCGCUUGCCACGGCUGACGGCAGCGACGCGACGCCCCUCAGAGUGGCGUUGGAUGCGUCGGCAACCACGAUGCUGCCGGCCCAGCUCGACGCCGCGACGUUUGGCGUGGCCUGGCGCUGGGACGACGUGCCCGAGUGCGGUGACGUGCUUGAAUACGAUCUCACGCACCAGCCAGGCGUAGCAGCCGCGGGCCACCACGUGCCGGCGCACCUCGUCGCACGUGACGGCCUCCGGCGCUGUGUCGUCGUCGGCGCACGCUACGGCGACACCGGCGAGUGGCGGACCUGCAGUUUUGUGGAUGCGGGCGGCGCGUGCCGCGCACAGCAUCGCGUAUUGCGGCUGCCGCCGAUCGACACACAUGGCCUUACGCGGCCCGUCUGGCGCUUCCAGCACGCAGCGGGUACGACAGGUGCGGCAGUGGUGGCGGCCUACGUCCGCGGCCGGGGUCGCGGCACUGCCUCGGCGGCCACGGCGCCGGCGGCCGUUGCGGGUUUGCGGGUCGUCUGCCGCAUCAACGGCAUCAACCGCACGGGUGUCGUCGAACACGUCGGCGCCACACGCCGUAGGUAUGCACUCGAGGAGGCGGCAGCACCGCCUUGGGAGCUAGCGCCGGCGCCGAAGAAGGCACGGGCGUACAAGCAGCGCGGACCGUGCGACGCGCGUAUAGGCGCGUGGAUCGAGGUCUACUGGGCUGGCGAUGACGAUUGGUACCUAGGCCGCAUCGCUGGCCAGCGGACGGUAGCCAGCGGUGGCGUCGAGUUCCAGGUCGCGUACGCCGACGGUGAGACGAUCUAUCAUGCGCUCCAAAACAAGCCGUUCGCGGGCGACAGCACGCCGCCGGCUGGGGCCAACGGCGACCCCGAGCAGUUCCGUUUUGCUGCCGCGCCGCCACCGUCGCCGUCGUCGCCGCCACGCGCACCACACGUGCACGCAACGCCGACAGACCCGACGCGGCUCAAAAAAGGCGACGUCAUCGACGUCUUGCUUGCCGGCGCGGCGACGGCCACGCGCGUGAGGGUCGAGAGCAGCUACGUUGUCAAGGAUGACGGCAACUGGAGAGCCGACAAUGGCGAUGCUGCGCCGCCUCGGCAUGCACGCGAUCCGACCGCUGCGCCAGCACUGUUACCGGCCGCUGCUGGGCGCCGCGAGCGCCGCAAGCCCAAGAAGUUCGCCGCUGACCUCUCGUCGACAGAAUAUUCGCGCGCACUCCGACUCGCGGCCGAGAAACGUGCUUCCGCAGCGCGCGCCGCGAUGCGUCACGACCUUUUGCUUGCCGACGGCCGCAAAAUAGUAAAAUGUCGCCUCGCACGCGUCGUCUGCGGCGAAGACACAAGCGGCGCAUCGUGGACAUUCGUCAGACACAUGAGCAAACCCGCGAAGGCAUUGAAACGGAAGCAGGCACCGGCCAAGAGACUGGCACAGGCCAAGAAGCCGGCGGCUGAGACCAAGCCGGCACCGCAUGCACCUGCAGCGCCACUGCCGCUGCAAACCGGCGACCGGCCGCGCCGCGCUGCACUGCGCACUAAGCGGCCAACCGACGAUUUGUCGUCGACUGAGCUUACGUGUCUUCUGCGUAAGGAUGCGCGCACGAAGGCUGACACCUGCGACGUCCUGCUUGACCCGGCACACGGCCUCAAAGAGCGCAGCGUCCAGCUGCGACUCGGUCCGAAGGCCUUCCGCGACGGUUUGUGGCAGCCCGAGACAUCCGUUGGAGCCGCCGCCGGUGGCAAGGCGCCGUUCGUGAUGCAAACCGAGUCGUGGGAGGCUGCUGCCGAGGCGCGCAAGGGCAGCGCUGUGGCGACACGCGGGCGGCUCCUGGCCAAGUACAAGGGCAUCGUCUUCCGCCACAUAGACGCCACGCACGACGAAGUCCGCGUCGUCGAUGACAUCGUCAGCUCGCGCGACAACGACCGCUGGGAGGUCUCAACGAAGCUUGUCGGCGGCAACGGCGACGACGUCCCUGUGCCCUACGGCAUUGGCCCGCUCAUCGCCCUGGGCAUGGUGGCCGCGGCGCCUACCUACCUGCAGACACGCGACAUCGUCCUCGAGAUAUCCAAGAAGUGA
Pelagomonas calceolata is the source of this 3960-nucleotide messenger RNA. Lineage: Eukaryota; Pelagophyceae; Pelagomonadales; Pelagomonadaceae. The record is from the annotation of a GenBank genome assembly.